CGAGGGCGGGGCCCAGCGCGGCCGCAGCGGAGCGGAGCGGGGCAGAGCAUCCUGCGCCCCGGCGCGGGCCACCGCAGUAGCCUCGGGCCGCUCCCCUAGACCUGCCGCAGACCCAACGCGGACAACAGAAACUGCCACCAUGACCACCCACGUCACCCUGGAAGAUGCCCUGUCCAAUGUGGACCUGCUGGAAGAGCUGCCCCUCCCUGACCAGCAGCCAUGCAUCGAACCCCCGCCUUCCUCCAUCAUGUACCAGGCUAACUUUGACACAAACUUCGAGGACAGGAAUGCGUUUGUCACAGGCAUUGCAAGGUACAUUGAGCAGGCUACAGUCCACUCCAGCAUGAAUGAAAUGCUGGAGGAAGGGCACGAGUAUGCGGUCAUGCUAUACACCUGGCGCAGCUGUUCCCGGGCCAUCCCCCAGGUGAAAUGCAACGAGCAGCCCAACCGAGUGGAGAUCUAUGAGAAGACAGUGGAGGUGCUGGAGCCGGAGGUCACUAAGCUCAUGAAGUUCAUGUACUUUCAGCGCAAGGCCAUCGAACGCUUCUGCAGUGAGGUGAAACGGCUGUGCCACGCUGAGCGGAGGAAAGACUUUGUCUCCGAGGCCUACCUCCUGACCCUGGGCAAGUUCAUCAACAUGUUUGCAGUCUUGGACGAGCUGAAGAAUAUGAAAUGCAGCGUCAAGAACGAUCACUCUGCCUACAAGAGGGCGGCACAGUUCCUGAGGAAGAUGGCGGACCCCCAGUCUAUCCAGGAGUCACAGAACCUGUCCAUGUUCCUGGCCAACCACAACAGGAUCACCCAGUGUCUCCACCAGCAACUGGAAGUGAUCCCAGGCUAUGAGGAGCUGCUGGCCGACAUUGUCAACAUCUGUGUGGAUUACUACGAGAACAAGAUGUAUCUGACCCCCAGUGAGAAGCACAUGCUCCUCAAGGUAAUGGGUUUUGGUCUCUACCUGAUGGAUGGAAAUGUCAGUAACAUUUACAAACUGGAUGCCAAGAAGAGGAUCAACCUCAGCAAAAUCGAUAAGUUCUUUAAGCAGCUGCAGGUGGUGCCCCUUUUCGGCGACAUGCAGAUAGAGCUGGCCAGAUACAUUAAGACCAGUGCUCACUAUGAAGAGAACAAGUCCAAGUGGACGUGCACCCAGAGCAGCAUCAGCCCCCAGUACAAUAUCUGCGAGCAAAUGGUUCAGAUCCGGGAUGACCACAUCCGCUUUAUCUCCGAACUCGCUCGCUACAGCAACAGUGAGGUGGUGACGGGCUCCGGGCUGGACAGCCAGAAGUCGGACGAGGAGUACCGCGAACUCUUUGAUCUGGCCCUGCGGGGCCUGCAGCUCUUGUCCAAGUGGAGCGCCCACGUCAUGGAGGUGUACUCCUGGAAGCUUGUUCACCCCACGGACAAGUUCUGCAACAAGGACUGCCCGGGCACGGCCGAGGAGUAUGAGCGAGCCACCCGCUACAACUACACCAGUGAGGAGAAGUUUGCCUUUGUCGAGGUGAUCGCCAUGAUCAAAGGCCUGCAGGUGCUCAUGGGCAGGAUGGAGAGCGUCUUCAACCAGGCCAUCAGGAACACCAUCUACGCAGCCCUGCAGGACUUUGCCCAGGUGACCCUGCGUGAACCCCUCAGGCAGGCAGUGCGCAAGAAGAAGAAUGUCCUCAUCAGUGUCCUACAGGCAAUUCGGAAAACCAUCUGUGACUGGGAGGGAGGCCGAGAGCCCCCCAAUGACCCGUGCUUGAGAGGGGAGAAGGACCCCAAAGGUGGAUUUGACAUCAAGGUGCCCCGACGUGCCGUGGGGCCCUCCAGCACACAGCUGUACAUGGUGCGGACCAUGCUUGAGUCGCUCAUCGCAGACAAAAGUGGCUCCAAGAAGACCCUGCGGAGCAGCCUGGAUGGACCCAUCGUCCUCGCCAUAGAGGACUUCCACAAGCAGUCCUUCUUCUUCACCCACCUGCUCAACAUCAGCGAAGCCCUGCAGCAGUGUUGCGACCUCUCCCAGCUCUGGUUCCGAGAAUUCUUCCUGGAAUUAACCAUGGGCCGGCGAAUCCAGUUCCCUAUUGAGAUGUCCAUGCCCUGGAUUCUAACAGACCAUAUCCUGGAAACCAAAGAACCUUCCAUGAUGGAAUACGUCCUCUACCCUUUGGAUCUGUACAACGACAGCGCCUACUAUGCUCUGACUAAGUUUAAAAAGCAGUUCCUGUACGAUGAGAUCGAAGCUGAGGUGAACCUGUGUUUUGAUCAGUUUGUCUACAAGCUGGCGGACCAGAUCUUUGCUUACUACAAAGCAAUGGCUGGCAGUGUCCUGUUGGAUAAACGUUUUAGGGCUGAAUGUAAGAAUUAUGGAGUCAUCAUUCCAUACCCACCAUCCAACCGCUACGAAACGCUGUUGAAGCAGAGACACGUCCAGCUGUUGGGUAGAUCAAUUGACUUGAACAGACUCAUUACCCAGCGCAUCUCUGCCGCCAUGUAUAAAUCCUUGGACCAGGCCAUCAGCCGCUUUGAGAGUGAGGACCUGACCUCCAUCGUGGAGCUGGAGUGGCUGCUGGAGAUCAAUCGGCUCACACACCGGCUGCUCUGUAAGCACAUGACCCUGGACAGCUUCGAUGCCAUGUUCCGGGAGGCCAAUCACAACGUGUCUGCCCCCUACGGCCGCAUCACCCUGCACGUCUUCUGGGAGCUGAACUUCGACUUCCUCCCCAACUACUGCUACAAUGGGUCCACCAACCGUUUUGUCCGAACUGCCAUUCCUUUCACCCAAGAACCGCAAAGAGAUAAACCCGCCAACGUCCAGCCUUAUUACCUCUAUGGGUCCAAGCCUCUCAACAUUGCCUACAGCCACAUCUACAGCUCCUAUAGGAACUUCGUGGGACCCCCUCAUUUCAAGACCAUCUGCAGACUCCUGGGUUACCAGGGCAUCGCUGUGGUCAUGGAGGAACUGCUGAAGAUCGUCAAGAGCUUGCUCCAAGGGACCAUUCUCCAAUAUGUGAAAACACUGAUCGAGGUCAUGCCCAAGAUAUGCCGCCUGCCCCGGCAUGAGUACGGCUCCCCAGGGAUCCUGGAGUUCUUCCACCACCAGCUGAAGGACAUCAUCGAGUAUGCAGAGCUCAAAACCGACGUGUUCCAGAGUCUGAGGGAGGUGGGAAACGCCAUCCUGUUCUGCCUGCUUAUCGAGCAAGCUCUGUCUCAGGAGGAAGUCUGUGAUUUGCUCCAUGCUGCACCCUUCCAAAACAUCUUGCCUAGAGUCUACAUCAAAGAGGGGGAGCGUUUGGAGGUCCGGAUGAAACGCCUGGAAGCCAAGUACGCACCACUUCACCUGGUCCCUCUGAUAGAGCGGCUGGGGACCCCUCAGCAAAUCGCCAUCGCUCGGGAGGGCGACCUCCUGACCAAGGAGCGGCUGUGCUGCGGCCUGUCCAUGUUCGAGGUCAUCCUGACCCGCAUCCGGAGCUACCUGCAGGACCCCAUCUGGCGGGGCCCCCCGCCCACCAACGGCGUCAUGCACGUCGACGAGUGCGUGGAGUUCCACCGGCUGUGGAGUGCCAUGCAGUUCGUCUACUGCAUCCCCGUGGGGACCAACGAGUUCACAGCUGAGCAGUGUUUUGGAGAUGGCCUGAACUGGGCUGGCUGCUCCAUCAUCGUCCUGCUGGGCCAGCAGCGUCGCUUCGACCUGUUCGACUUCUGUUACCACCUGCUGAAAGUACAGAGGCAGGACGGGAAGGAUGAAAUCAUUAAGAAUGUGCCCCUGAAGAAGAUGGCAGACAGGAUCAGGAAGUACCAGAUCUUGAACAAUGAGGUUUUUGCCAUCCUGAACAAGUACAUGAAGUCCGUGGAGACGGACAGUUCCACCGUGGAACAUGUGCGCUGCUUCCAACCACCCAUCCACCAGUCCCUGGCCACCACCUGCUAGGCGGAAGGUCCUGCAAACCCUCGACCUGGAGGACAAGCAGGAGAGAGAAAGCCACAACCAGCCUGCAACAGGGUCUGACUGGACAGUGUGUGGGAUGGACCUGGAAGGAAACAAGAACCUCCCCAAACACAUCUGCACCUCCUGAGGGCUGGGCCUGUGCAUGCUCUCCCACAACAUCUCCAUGGUGGUUUCUCCAUAGUGUAAAUGAAAAAAAAAAAAGAAAAGAAAAGAGAAAGAAAAGAAAAGAAACAGGGCAGUAUAUGCUUUUUUCUUUUUUACUUUUUUUUCCCUCAGCUGUGUUAAGAGCCCUAGUUUUACCCUUUCUCCAUCUCGUGGUCCCCUACAUCUGUGGUUGCUUCCCAAGACCUCCUCCUCAGAUGGAGACCUCCAACCCACUGCCCACGUGCCACCCCAGGACUGAAGUCUUAGAGAUGGAGAAAAGAGUGUGGUGAUGCCCCAAGAUGUCAGCCUGGCCAUGCUCCCACUUCCUAGCAUCUUCACCUCCUCUGGCUCCCUCCCUCCACUUCCCAAGAUGGCAUCUUCUUCUGUUCUGGACGCCAGGGAUUCUACCACCAAGAAUACUCCUGGACCAGGUGCUGAGAGCCAUGGUGAAUGGGAGACGAGGUUCCUGGUAUAGGUACCAUGGUAGAUGGUGUUGUGGUGUUGCCUUUGACCUUCCACGGACUUCCAAAACCACAUCCUGACUCCCCUCUCAGGGCACUCCUAGAGAGAAUUCAGAAAGGCAUUCACAACUGGAAUGGGUGAGUAGAAUUGGGGUAAGAAGAUGGUCAGUAUUUAAGAACACAGCCAGGGAUCCCAUAGUCCAAAACAGAAAGCCAUUAGACCAUCUCAUCAGCUUGGUGCUGAGAGGGUCCUUUAUUCAUUGAGCAAAUGCUUAGUGAGCACCAAGUUGCACAGGGUAAUGGACACUGGGGCUACAGCUUUGAACAGGCCAGGCAUGCACUGCCCACAGCAUUAGCCAGCGACCAAAUUAGGGGCCACUUCUUGGCACAGAAUCUCUCGUCAAGGAAAACUGUCACAAGAAAGAAAAUAUUAAAGGGUUAUUUUAAUAGAAGCCAGAAACAUCUCGGGGUCAAGGAGGUAAGGAAUGUAAAUAAUACUUGUCAACGAGCUUUUAAUACCAA
This is a messenger RNA of Lipotes vexillifer (Yangtze River dolphin), 5046 nucleotides long. RefSeq names its product cytoplasmic FMR1 interacting protein 2 (gene CYFIP2). NCBI's taxonomy places the organism in Eukaryota, Metazoa, Chordata, Mammalia, Artiodactyla, Lipotidae. Bases 140 to 3901 code for a protein of 1253 amino acids. The transcript has 31 exons. Gene Ontology annotation, molecular function: small GTPase binding. Gene Ontology annotation, biological process: regulation of actin filament polymerization. The record is from RefSeq and is a predicted model, not a curated record.